Messenger RNA from Tarenaya hassleriana, 4140 nucleotides. Its product is annotated as splicing factor 3B subunit 3-like. Gene Ontology annotation, molecular function: U2 snRNA binding; protein binding. NCBI's taxonomy places the organism in Eukaryota, Viridiplantae, Streptophyta, Magnoliopsida, Brassicales, Cleomaceae. The transcript has 3 exons. The coding region runs from base 273 to 3917 and encodes 1214 amino acids. The record is from RefSeq and is a predicted model, not a curated record. Gene Ontology annotation, cellular component: nucleus; U2 snRNP. Gene Ontology annotation, biological process: mRNA splicing, via spliceosome.
UCGAUCCAUGGCGGUAACAUUGCUCGAGCUCUAGGGUUUAUUCGUUCCCUUCUCUCUCUUCACUCAUUUCCCACUGAAUCCAGAACUGAACGAACAUCCUCCGAAGAUGACGAAGAAGUUCACCUGAUUCCAAAACCCUUCAGAAACCCCUCAAUCCUGCGUUGUUUUCUCUCUUUUUCCGGCAUAAACCCUAGUCCUCACUUCUUCUCGCUUCUCCUAAACCCUAAACCUAGCUGGUACAGUAGCUUCCGUGUUCGAGAAAGCUCCCGAGGAUGUAUUUAUACAGUCUUACUCUGCAGCAGGCGACCGGAAUUCUCUGCGCCAUCAAUGGGAACUUCUCCGGUGGGAAGACACAGGAGAUUGUCGUUGCCCGCGGCAAGAUUCUAGAUCUUCUCCGACCGGACGAGAACGGUAAGAUCCAGACAAUACACUCUGUCGAAGUAUUCGGUGCAAUUAGAUCCCUGGCUCAGUUUCGGUUAACUGGUUCGCAGAAGGAUUAUAUCGUUGUGGGGUCUGAUUCGGGUCGAAUUGUGAUACUUGAUUACAACAAGGAGAAAAAUGUUUUCGACAAAAUACAUCAGGAGACUUUUGGGAAGUCGGGUUGCCGUAGAAUCGUGCCGGGUCAGUACUUGGCUAUUGACCCCAAAGGAAGGGCCGUUAUGAUAGGAGCAUGUGAGAAGCAGAAGCUUGUGUAUGUUUUGAACAGAGAUACUGCUGCUAGGUUAACGAUUUCAUCGCCAUUGGAGGCUCACAAGUCUCACACGAUAUGCUAUUCUAUCUGUGGUGUGGAUUGUGGGUUUGAUAACCCAAUCUUUGCAUCUAUUGAGCUUGAUUACUCAGAGGCAGAUCAGGAUCCAACUGGUCAGGCUGCGAGUGAGGCUCAGAAGCAUUUGACUUUCUACGAGCUCGAUUUGGGGCUCAACCAUGUCUCUAGGAAAUGGUCCGAGCCAGUUGAUAACGGCGCCAAUAUGCUUGUCACUGUUCCCGGAGGAGCCGAUGGGCCAAGUGGAGUUUUGGUCUGUGCAGAGAAUUUUGUCAUAUACAAAAAUCAGGGUCAACCAGAUGUGAGAGCAGUAAUUCCUAGACGAACUGAUUUGCCAGCUGAACGAGGGGUGUUAGUAGUUUCAGCUGCCACCCAUAAGCAAAAGUCCAUGUUUUUCUUUCUGUUGCAGACUGAGUACGGGGAUAUUUUUAAGGUUACUUUGGAUCACGACGGCGAUCAUGUCUCAGAGCUGAGGAUCAAGUAUUUUGACACAAUCCCUGUUGCUGCUUCCAUAUGUGUACUGAAGUCUGGAUUUCUCUUUGCUGCUUCGGAGUUUGGAAAUCAUGGUUUGUAUCAGUUCCAGGCUAUAGGGGAGGAGCCUGACGUAGAGUCUUCCUCAGCUAAUUUAAUGGAGACUGAAGAAGGUUUCCAGCCAGUAUUUUUUCAACCUAGAAGACUAAAGAACCUUGUUAGGAUAGACCAAGUUGAGAGUCUGAUGCCAAUUAUGGACAUGAAAGUCAUAAAUCUUUUCGAGGAAGAAACUCCUCAGAUCUUUUCACUGUGUGGACGGGGUCCGCGUUCUUCUCUGAGGAUUCUGAGGCCUGGUUUGGCCAUCAGUGAGAUGGCUGUCUCACAGCUUCCUGGACUCCCAAGUGCCGUAUGGACGGUGAAAAAGAAUGUCAAUGAUGAAUUUGAUGCAUACAUUGUUGUCUCUUUUACCAGUGCCACUCUUGUGCUUUCAAUCGGUGAAACAGUCGAAGAAGUUAGUGAUAGUGGAUUUCUUGACACUACCCCCUCCCUUGCUGUAUCCCUGAUCGGUGAUGAUUCUCUCAUGCAAGUUCAUCCUAAUGGAAUUCGCCACAUAAGGGAAGAUGGCCGUAUAAAUGAGUGGAGAACUCCCGGCAAGAGGUCAAUUGUUAAAGUUGGCUAUAAUAGGCUUCAAGUGGUCAUUGCAUUGACUGGUGGAGAGCUAAUUUAUUUUGAGGCAGAUAUGACUGGUCAGCUGAUGGAGGUAGAGAAACAUGAAAUGUCUGGGGAUGUAGCAUGCUUGGACAUUGCCCCGGUUCCUGAAGGAAGACAGAGAUCUCGUUUCCUUGCCGUGGGGUCUUACGAUAAUACUGUUCGUAUUCUAUCUUUGGAUCCCGAUGACUGUCUGCAGAUUCUUAGCGUGCAAAGUGUCUCUGCAGCCCCAGAAUCUUUGCUAUUCCUUGAAGUUCAGGCAUCUGUUGGUGGAGAGGAUGGUGCUGAUCACCCUGCAAGCCUCUUCCUUAAUGCUGGUUUGCAGAAUGGGGUUCUUUUCAGAACGGUAGUGGACAUGGUGACGGGUCAGCUUUCUGAUUCCCGUUCUCGAUUUCUGGGGCUGAAGCCUCCAAAGCUGUUUUCCAUUGCUGUGAGAGGCCGCCCUGCAAUGCUGUGUUUGUCCAGUCGACCUUGGCUUGGUUAUAUUCAUCAGGGACAUUUCCAGUUGACACCUCUGUCUUAUGAGACUUUGGAAUUUGCUGCCCCCUUUUCAUCUGAUCAAUGUGCUGAAGGUGUUGUUUCUGUUGCUGGGGAUGCUCUUAGAAUUUUUAUGAUUGAAAGACUCGGAGAAACAUUUAAUGAAACUAUGAUUCCGUUAAGAUACACGCCAAGAAAGUUUGUUCUCCAACCCAGGCGGAAGUUAUUGGUUGUCAUUGAGAGUGACCAGGGAGCAUUCACUGCAGAAGAGCGUGAAGCAGCAAGAAAAGAAUGUUUUGAGUCUGCUGGAAUGGGAGAAAAUGGUAAUGCUAGUUCAGAUCAGAUGGAGAAUGGUGCUGAUGAUGAUGAUAAGGAAGACCCGCUUUCUGAUGAGCAGUAUGGUUAUCCAAAAUCCGAAUCAGAAAAAUGGGUUUCUUGCAUCAGGGUCCUUGAUCCUAAGACGGCUACUACAACAUGUCUCCUGGAACUUCAGGAUAAUGAAGCUGCAUUUAGUAUUUGCACAGUGAAUUUUCAUGAUAAGGAGUAUGGCACGUUGUUGGCUGUUGGUACGGCAAAGGGACUGCAGUUCUUGCCUAAAAAGAAUGUUGUAGCCGGGUUCAUUCAUAUUUACAGGUUUCUGGAUGAUGGAAAAUCCCUCGAACUUCUUCACAAGACUCAAGUAGAAGGUAUUCCUCUUGCCUUAUGCCAAUUUCAGGGAAGACUGCUGGCUGGAAUAGGACCUGUUCUCAGGUUGUAUGACUUGGGGAAGAAGAGACUGCUUAGGAAAUGUGAAAACAAACUCUUCCCCAACACUGUUAUCACCAUCCAGACUUACCGUGAUCGAAUUUAUGUUGGUGAUAUCCAGGAGUCUUUCCAUUACUGCAAGUACAGACGGGAUGAGAAUCAGCUCUACAUAUUUGCUGAUGACUCUGUACCUAGAUGGCUUACAGCGUCACAGCAGGUGGAUUUCGACACCAUGGCAGGUGCGGAUAAAUUCGGGAACAUAUAUUUUGCAAGGUUGCCUCAGGAUUUAUCUGAUGAGAUUGAAGAAGACCCAACUGGUGGGAAAAUCAAGUGGGAGCAAGGAAAGCUGAAUGGAGCACCAAACAAAGUGGAGGAGAUUGUACAGUUUCAUGUGGGCGACGUGGUGACGAGCUUGCAGAAAGCCUCGAUGAUCCCGGGUGGAUCUGAGUGCAUGAUUUAUGGAACAGUCAUGGGUAGUUUGGGGGCAUUACAUGCUUUCACGUCCCGUGACGAUGUUGAUUUCUUUUCUCAUCUGGAGAUGCACCUGAGGCAAGAACAUCCUCCUCUGUGUGGAAGAGAUCAUAUGGCUUAUCGAUCUGCAUAUUUCCCGGUCAAGGAUGUAAUAGAUGGAGAUCUUUGCGAGCAGUUCCCAACACUACCGAUGGACUUGCAGAGGAAAAUAGCGGACGAGUUGGAUAGAACUCCUGCCGAGAUACUGAAGAAACUCGAAGACGUUAGGAAUAAGAUCAUCUAACACAAGAUCGUUCAUGUGGUACGUCUCUCUCUCUCUCUCGAGUAGUUAGUUAUCAUGUCUGAAGCCAAAAGGGGGGAAGCCUGUGUUUUCAGGUAGUUAUUGUGUUUGAAAUUCAUGUGUGUAUAUGUUCCAAACAAAUGAAUCCAGACACGUUUUUGAUGUAAGACAUCAACAACAUUUACGUGGGAGUUGUGUUUCAUGACUUCAGUUUACUUAUGACUCA